AUGGGCCAGCAGGAGGCUGAGACGGAGAAGUGGCAGGGGCUGCUGAAGGAGCAGCGUGUGGGUUCUCCAGAUGCAGUGGAAGAUCCCUUGGAUGCUAGAAAGGGACACACCUACAGAGAAGUCAAGCAAAAUGGUGACAGGGAGAUCAGCAUGACAGGCAGGGGAAUCACGUGCCCGAGUCAUGGCAGUUCCUUGCUUGCUCCUGGAGAUCGGGGCAUGGACCAAAUGGGUGUGAAAGAGGCUUGCCCCGUACGGGAACUAACAGGUCUCCGGGAAAGUAGUCUGUCUCUGCAGACGGUCGAGCGCUGUCCGACCCAGCCAGGCCACCAGACCAUCAUCUGGCAAAUCCUGCAGGGGGAUGGUGUGAAUCUCAAUUGUUUGGGUGAUGAGAAGGGAACUCAGCUCAAGAUGGCGAAUUCUCAGUGGGGAAGCAAUGCCUCUGAGGACACAGGAAGUGCAGUUCCAGAAAUAAGCCAAGGGGAUGUGUUGGAGACAGUGGAGCUAUGUGGGGAAGGAAGAGAGUCCAGAGAGCAGGGAAAGCAGCCGGCGGAGAGAAAGAAGGGAUGCAGUGAACUCACAGAAGCAAUGGUUGACCACUCUUUUAAGGUACACACAAGGAAUAAAUUCCCCAUAUUCUCCAAGUAUGAUAGAAAGAAUCGCUACAGAUUAGAACCUGAUAUAAGUGAUACCGGGGAGUACUUUGACGAAUGUCUUAUAUCAGAGGAAAACUUCCAGCAAAAUUCAUGCCUUGAUGAACACAAAAGAGCAGUAAUAGAAGGGGGUACUUGGAACAGAAAUCCCAAUACGCACACAAAAGAGACAGCUAAUAAUUAUCCCAUAUAUAGGAAAGACUUCAGUUGCAUACCAUCACUGAAAAGAAAUCAGGGAAUUCAAAGUGAAGAGAGAAUCUAUGAAUGUUCACUUUGUAGCAGAUAUUUCAAUCAGAAAGAACAUUUGGUCAAGCACCAGCAACUUCAUUUUGAAGAAAAUAGACAUGAAUGUUCUGAGGAUGGGGGAAUCUUUACUUUCAGAAACAUAGUAGUAAAGCCCCAAAGGAUUCAUGUUGGAGAGAAACCUUACCAGUGUUCUCAGUGUGGAAAAUGCUUCAGUCGGAGUUCAAAUCUGAAGAUUCACCAGAGAAAUCAUACAGGAGAGAAACCCUACAAAUGUCCUGACUGCGCAAAAAAAUUCAGUCGGAGUGAAUAUUUGAGGAAACAUCAAAGAAUUCAUACCGGAGAGAAACCAUACAAAUGUUCCCUGUGUGGGAAAAGCUUCCAUCAAGGAGGAGAUCUGAAGAAACAUCAGGUAAUUCAUACAAAAGAGAAGCCAUACAAAUGUUUUCAGUGUGGAAAAGGCUUCAGUUGGAGUGAAUAUUUGAAAAUCCAUGAAAGAAUUCAUACCGGAGAGAAACCUUACACGUGUCCCGAGUGUGGGAAAUGCUUCAGUCGGAAUAUCUAUUUGAAAAACCACCAGAGAGUCCAUACUGAGCAUAUGAAAGUCUUCUGUGUGCAAAAAGCAUCAGAAAAUGCACUUGAAUGAUCAUCAGGAAAUACAUGCAGGCAAGGAACAAUUGUAGGAGAAAAGUCUCCUGGACAGACGGGUUUCUAAGACAUCAGAGAACUUGUGGGAGGCAGAACUGUUGUGAAUGCCACAGGAGGGGUUUCACUGAGGAAGAUGCAGUUAUGA
This is a messenger RNA of Varanus komodoensis (Komodo dragon), 1686 nucleotides long. Its product is annotated as zinc finger protein 34-like. Gene Ontology annotation, biological process: regulation of transcription by RNA polymerase II. Lineage: Eukaryota; Metazoa; Chordata; Lepidosauria; Squamata; Varanidae. Gene Ontology annotation, molecular function: DNA-binding transcription factor activity, RNA polymerase II-specific; RNA polymerase II cis-regulatory region sequence-specific DNA binding. The coding region runs from base 1 to 1539 and encodes 512 amino acids. The record is from RefSeq and is a predicted model, not a curated record. The transcript has 5 exons.